This is a messenger RNA of Syngnathus acus (greater pipefish), 1340 nucleotides long. RefSeq lists its product as uncharacterized. The transcript has 6 exons. Bases 433 to 849 code for a protein of 138 amino acids. The record is from RefSeq and is a predicted model, not a curated record. NCBI's taxonomy places the organism in Eukaryota, Metazoa, Chordata, Actinopteri, Syngnathiformes, Syngnathidae.
GAGGGCGGGGAACGCGUUUUCCCUGCUUCCUUUGCAGCAUCCUUCUGCAGCCUCUCCGGUGUCAAAGACUGUCAAGAAAUAGAGAAUACAAAAGGGAGGGGUGGUCCUCAGAGGACGUCGGAGGAAGCGUGCGGGACCCCACGAAGGCUGCCGGGACAUGCUUACGUCGGCGUAGGACUGUGAGAAAAUGGCUGCUUUUCAAUGUAAACAGGCCGUGCGGGAUCCGCAUUGCUAAAGGGAGGAGGGGCGGACAUUGACUUCAAUGUCGCCUCUCCCAAUGACAAUACAAGCAUGUUAUACUCUCCAGCUGGUCUUCAAGAUCACAUGGCCAAGGCGUCAUCAUUUCUAGCAUGAAGACAACUCCAUCAGCAAUGAGACAACACGCACAAGAUAUAUAAAUCAAUACACAGCAUUCAGUUGAAAUAGCUGACCAUGGCCCUACUCGAAACCGAAAUGACAUUCCUACCCUCAACGGCCACCCAAGCCCCCCUAACGGCCUCCUCGAGCACGAUGAGGGACAACGUCACGUCCAGGAUGACGCUCGAGACUGUUUCGGUCCCGGCCAACGAGAGCAGCUUCAACAGCACCAGCGUUACAUUCCCGGAAGCGGUGAUAGAGGGCUCGGGGAUGGGAAUGGUGCUCCUGCCCUUUGGCAUCAUCACCCUCAUCGGCCUGGUGCUGGCUUUAAUGCUGUACAUCCGGAAAAGGAAGCGUUUGGAGAAGUUGAGGCACCAGCUCAUGCCCAUGUACAACUUUGACCCGGCCGAAGAACAAGAUGACCUGCUGGAACAGGAACUACUUGACCAUGGCCGAGAUGGCACACUUGCCGGUCCUAAUGCCAAGUUUUGACAAAGGCAUGAUGAUAAAAGAACAUGACUCUCCGAACCUCGCAGGGGAGCACCCAGAGACCCAGUCGCCUGGUCUUCACAGAUGUAGCCAAAGCUCUUAAUGCCUAACGAAAGCUCUUCCAUUCCACGUAUCAUUUAGUGGACUACCUUUUUGAUCAUCUACAGGGUGGGACAAUGAAAGAUGAUGAAAAAAAAAGGGACUUUGUUUUGGUGACCAGAUGGUGCUUCAAAUUUAUAGAUUUGAAAUGAUUUUGUAGGAGAACAAGUGCAUGGAAUGCAACAGCAUCACUUUCACUGUCUUGCAUCAACCGCUACACAAAUGUGAUUACUUUGUGGAAUUAUUGUCGCCACGUUUCUAUUCUUCUCACCCUCAUCGUAAUCUUGUGUGUAACACUGGAUGUUAUCGCCAACCUUUUUGUGUCUUCCUCCUUGCUGAGCAACUAACGACUUGUUCAAGACAUUAAAACUGUUCCUUUCAAAAAUUCUCUAAAA